AUGUCCUAUGUUGAACAGCCCGAUUUCAAGCCAUGGACUAUACAAGGUGCAACUGCAGCAACUUCCGCGCAGAUAGCAACCUGUAUUGACGAAAGGAUUAAAGCAUACACAGAGGACAACAUUACAGGUAGAGAACUACAUGCAUUAUGGAUCUUGGACUUCGAAUUCUUCAGUAACACCGAAUAUAAAAAUACAACAAUUCAAACACGAUUAUUAAGAGAUUUCCUCCGAUCUCGAAAUGUUUUUGUACCAAGAAAGGGUCACUCAAUCGCAGUCGAACUACCUAAAGCCCAGCAUGCUACAUGGGAAGCAAUUCCAGAAGCCUGCCUUCAUGAAAUAAAAGAGAAACACCGUCCAAUUUCAACUGUAUCAAAAUCUUCUUCAACAUUUCGUUCAGACUCCGCCCGAUCUCAAGGUGAUACUCUUAUUAGUAACAAUAAUUCAUUUUUCAGUCUUAUGAAAAUUUAG
Messenger RNA from Blumeria graminis f. sp. triticale, 468 nucleotides. The record is from the annotation of a GenBank genome assembly. NCBI's taxonomy places the organism in Eukaryota, Fungi, Ascomycota, Leotiomycetes, Helotiales, Erysiphaceae.